Messenger RNA from Dicrocoelium dendriticum, 4152 nucleotides. The record is from the annotation of a GenBank genome assembly. Lineage: Eukaryota; Metazoa; Platyhelminthes; Trematoda; Plagiorchiida; Dicrocoeliidae.
ACAAAUCCAGUCUCCUUGUGCUUGUGAUAUAAGCAUCCAGCCGCCUACGAGGUAUUAGUUUGCAUUGGAGCUCUCCAGGUCUAUUACGACCUACGUGGAUAUCGGACACGGAAGCCCUCGGAAUCCUCGACCGGACGCAUACUACCCCUCGUCCUAGUUUAAUUUUCAGCACAGGUGAAAUUUGCUGGCGUAUUUCGACGUUCCAAGGUUUUCCGUCGCCGUCAUAACCAACCGAGCGUGUGUUUCAUGGCCGGCAAUCUUCAAGCUGAGACUGAAUUCCUUACGGGUGUUGUGGAGGGGUUUUACGGUCGACCAUGGACAUACCCCCAGCGCAAAGAACUUUUUCGGAGAAUGAACCACAUGGGGAUGAACGCUUACCUGUACGCUCCAAAGGAUGAUGUAAAGCAUCGACAGUCCUGGCGUGAUUUAUAUACCCCGGCUGAAGAAGAACAACUUCAGAGUUUAAUAAACGAAUCUACUGAGGCUGGCGUCCUGUUUAUUUUCUCGUUGUCGCCAGGCCUAGAUGUAACCUUCUCAAGUGCAAAGGAAGUUGAGAUCCUUAAGAAAAAAGUUGACCAAGUGUCCAAACUUGGUUGCCGGGCUUUUGCACUUCUCUUUGAUGACAUAGAACCUCGACUUUGUCCUGCAGAUCGUGAAGUGUUCAGUUCCUCUGCGCGCGCUCAAGUCGUUUUCGCCAACGAUCUCUACAAUUAUCUUGGCUGCCCGAGUGUUUUUCUUUUUUGCCCCACAGAGUACUGCGCGAGUCUGGCACUUCCAAGCAUAACCAAGUCGGAGUAUUUAUCUACGGUCUCCUCUUGUUUGGCCCCAGGUAUCGCCGUCAUAUGGACCGGCCCUCUGGUCGUCUCCAAAAACAUUCGAACCUCAGAUGUGGAGCAUUUAUCGCAGUCGAUUAAACAUCCUAUCGUUCUCUGGGACAACCUACACGCGAACGACUACGAUCAGCGUCGCGUUUUUAUCGGACCGUAUUCUGGACGCCCACUCGAUUUACGUCGCAAAGGUCUCUUGCGAGGGGUCCUGACCAACCCCAACUGCGAAUUUGAGGCGAACUAUGUCGCUUUACACACUCUAGCUCAGUGGUCAAGAUACGGGGAACUGAGGCCACCUGCACAUCCACCACAUAAGGAAAUGUUGGAACGGCUUGAAGAUACCGGAUCUCCAACCGCAAGCACUGAUUCGGCACCUCCCGCCACCAUUGACAACUGCUUAGAGAGGAACAAUGCGGACACGAGGACGGAGGAAACGGACUCAUCUUACAAACCGCGAGAGGCUUUGCUAGUUGCGCUCCGGGAUUGGCUUGCUCUGAUGCUUCAGGAUCAACAGAUGGCUCAUGCGUCCUCGAAAUCUGUCACGGCCGGUGGAACCCCAACGCCCAUGGACACAGAUAUCCCCGAUGUCACCACUACGGAGGCGAUGGUGGUUGAACCGUCUCCCGGCGCCACCAUUCCUGAUGUUCCUGUCUCUGAUCUCUCAAGCUCCAAUGCUUGCUCAUUUGUGGAUGUCACACUGGAGGACCUGGAGUUGUUCGCUGAUCUUUUCUAUCUGCCGUUUGCUCACGGCCCCUCUGCUGUACGGUUACUCGAAUUGGGACAUUGGUUACGGGACCAAUCGCAUGCUUGCGGACCCAAUCCCAGCGAUCCGGAGAAAAAGAUAGAAUGGGUCCAAAAGCUGUCUGAGUUCGCCGAGAUGGUAUCACUUGUGGCUCGGCUACGUGACCGCAUUCAGCGCCUUCCAUCUCGUGGCAUAGCCUACGAAUUGGCUCCGUACGUGACCGAAGUACACACAGUUUUGGGUAUGGUGCUGGACUACUUCCACUGGUUGGAGACCGGAGUAAUGUCCUGCCGCAGCAUGUGUCACUUACGCCGACUGUUAACCUGGUUCUCUCCAGGAUACCGCGACAUGGUCACCUCGGGCGAUCAGGAACCUUGGACUUUCCGAGGUGGGCUAAUCACCGAACUUCAGCGGAUACUACCCCUGGAAUCCGCACAGGAUUUGUUCCCUGCCCCGUCUCGAGCCGUUCCGGAAACUAUUACCAUCCCGACCCUCGCCUGGCCAGAUGUCCCGGCCGUCGGCAUCCCGCCUGGUGCGGUACCGUUCAUCCCAAUACAACCUCCGGUCCCACUGCCUCGUUCUACUCGGUCGUGUGCGUGCGUCGUGCGACCUUAUCGACCUGAGGAUACAACUGACGUCUACAAUCUAUUCCGUCGCCUUUUGUUGGCACGGGUGGGAUUGCAUGAGGGAGCGUUGCCUCCGGAGUUGUCUGAUCUACCCGGAGAUCGCUAUCUGCUACACUUUCUCGAGCAUUCACCAGAAAAUUGUUUGGUUGUCGAAGGACCACCCUUCAUCUCCUGCUCAUCAACUGGUGUUGGAGUUACUACUUGUGCGGAGAUAAAAUGCGUUGGUUUCGAUUUUGCAGCUCCCGAUGCAGUCGCAUGGGCAAGAGAUCGCACUGCUCGCUACAGAAACUCAUUGCGCUUAAAAUAUCCACGCCCUUCGACAGAAUCUCCACCUACUGAUGCUGGUCCUGAUGGGUCCAAAGCAACCCACCAAUCCACCAAUGAAACCACCCCCUCAACCUUCACUACCAAAAGUCCAAUGACACCGGACGAAUUCAUCAGGUUCUUGCUUCAUCCAUUCCACGCCGAGUUAAUCGAAGUGUCAGAUAUUGCUGACGCGGCUGCAGUCUUGCCUCCUCCUGAGCCUCUUGGAGGCACUUUGCCGGUAGAACCCGCACUCUCAGGGUGUUUAGAAGGUGGUGAAGUAGAGCCUUCUCGCCGUGAUAGCGCCUUCUCUCCACUCAAUAUCCCCCUCAAUGUGCCUCCACCGCCAUUCCCCAUUGGAUGCCCUCCUUUUCCGCCCGUGAUUCCACCGCCCCUCCUUCCGGACAUAGCACCACCGUCACCCCCGUCUGUUGCUGAACGCACUCCAACCGUCAAUCUGCGGGACAGUUGUCCAAGUAACUCGAUCGGUCCUGUCUCUGGUUUCGCCAGACCGGUGAUUAUGGCUGGUGGACCAGAAGCACUACACACCGCCCUGGCGGCUCACCCAGCCAUCCUCUGGGCAGAACUGGAUGACAUCGGCGUGGUCAAUUUUACAGGAGGUCCUACCCCAAGCAUGUUGAUGAAUCACAACCUCGGCCUUGGGGUUGAUCCACCAGAGUUGAUUCUGGACUCGGUAGCUAGGAGGUUAUUCAUUUGCUUGUUGGCCGGACUGAAAACCAUUGGGGCCCACGGCUCUCAUGUGCACCUGGAUGCCAUUAAUGAACAUCGCGCUGAGCUCUAUCGCCGAUUCGGAUUUUACCCCGUUGCAGCUGCUUCCACGGAUCAGACGACAAUACUCGCUCGCUUAAUCUAAUACUUUGCCACUAAUGUGGUCUCACACCUUUCGUGCCGAUCCACUUAUCUCAGGGUAUCGCAUACCACCACCCACUACUUCUCCUGUUAAAAUAUACAUUUGCGCAUUCCUAAUUCUCGGGACCUGUUUUUCCCAUGCAGCUACCUCCGGAAUUUGCUCAACCUUCUACCAAACGCACUAUUCGGGUUAUUGUAAUGCUACCACAAACAACUAACAAUUGCCUGUACUUAUCUGCUUUGUUUUACUCCACCAUGUUAACUCUAGACUUACUGCGCUUCCAAUGCUGAUCUCACCAACCCGUUAUUGCUAAAUAACACUCCAUUUGGGAUCUUUUUUUCUCGUUCCCCCCCCCGGACUCUAGCUAUUCUCAUCAGCUCCGUUCACGUUUUCCUGAUGUUUCUAUCUCCAUAGCCCUUAUCUGACUGCAUACUCCUGAUCUUACUCCCGAAAGAACGCCCGAAGAAAUCGGAUUGUUUGCGAACCCCAUGCAAUGAACUGUGCUCACUGUUACAGACACAAUUAUGCUCACUUUUGUCAGUUUGCUCUGUGGGUGGGCACCGGCCGCAAUCACUGCUUUGAGCUGACUUCGCGGCGACUCCCUGUCUCUCUUGUCUAUUCGGAACAUGAGAUUGGACUUACCCUAUUGACUAAUCCAUCCAGUCUGUUGUUUUAGUCCAUGCGUGUGCAUAGCCCAUGCUUCCAAAUUUGUGGUACCAUGAAUCAAUCCGAAUUAGUCAGAGAUUUGAUGCAUAUUAAAUUGCUUUGCGGAUCAUUCUCGUG